Ooceraea biroi (clonal raider ant) is the source of this 7611-nucleotide messenger RNA. RefSeq names its product ATPase phospholipid transporting 8A1. Gene Ontology annotation, biological process: phospholipid translocation. Lineage: Eukaryota; Metazoa; Arthropoda; Insecta; Hymenoptera; Formicidae. The record is from RefSeq and is a predicted model, not a curated record. Gene Ontology annotation, molecular function: ATPase-coupled intramembrane lipid carrier activity; magnesium ion binding; ATP binding. Gene Ontology annotation, cellular component: trans-Golgi network; plasma membrane.
AUACACACACACGCACAUAUUAUGCGUUAAAGUGUCGAGUGCAGGACAGGGUGGCGGAAAAAUCCGUACGUCACCCCGGCGUGUCCGCGCGCGGAUUUUCCGGCGACGCAAUCGAUGGGUCCGGCGGCGUCGCGUCGCGACGCUUGUGCGCGUUAACGACGCCACAGCACGUGCACGCACCGACGACGUGCCAUUGUCGACGGCGGGCGACUGUCGGCAGGGGUGUGGCGAGAGAGAGAGAGAGAGAGAGAGAGAGAGAGAGAGAGAGAGAGAGAGAGAGAGAGAGAGAGAGAGAGGAGGCUCCUUCCGAAGCGCGCGAUGACGUAGACGCUCUUAUUCAGAGACGAUCGUUAUCCGGAGCCGGACCGGGCCGGAGAGAACGGCAGACAGCCGCGAUAUCGCGUACCGCAACGUCUGUGCCAUACGUGCGUCAGUAUCGGAAGAUACUUCCGCGUUCGGAAGCGAGUGCGUGCGUGCGUGUGUACAUGCGUGCGAGGGAUGUUCCGUGUCGUCGUCGAGCAAAGAUUUCAGCAUCUUCACCUACCAACGCGUGCACGGAUUUCAUCUGCGAUGUUAGAAUUUCACGUGGAAGACUGUAAAUUGCGGGAAAAAGACGUUGCGGAAGGCGUUGCUCUGUGUCUGCGAAGAAAUCAAUAUCGUAUCUAAGAUUCGUUAGGCGGACGGCUUACUUGGUUGUUCUUGGUUUUUGAUGUUAGUUCAGUCUGGUUUUCUGCGGAGUAUGUCGGAAAGUUUCUGCGCAUAUUGUGGACCGCGAGAAAACAGAUGUUAGGCGACUUCUCUUAAGAGAGAAGCUUUCAUCGUUUAAUUCGAGCUUCCCUGAGGUCCGAAUGCACGACCGGAUGCACGUUUUAAAACUAAUUCAGAUAAUUCCGCCGUGUUUAUCGUCGUGACACGGCCUUCCGUUAGCUUCGCAAAUAUCGGCGUACAUUUAUAGCACCGCCAUAAAAUUCGGAAACUCGAUCUGUGUCACAAGAAUCUUGAUGCUAACAAAGUCAAACAUCCGAUUUAAUAAAUUUCUCUUAUUAUUAUAUAAUAAAAUAAACUCGGUACGAACCAUAAUAGAAGGUUGACGCAUUCAGAUUUCUAAAUUACGUGUGCUUCCGCAGUCAUACGUGUGUUUUAGUCUUACAUCGGGAAGUAUAAUCGCUCAAGUCGAACGGAACGUAAAUUUAAAUAGCGGAUUGCCAAGCAGACCUCUGCCGAGAGGAUGGAAAUUGUGUUUCAUCGCACAGGAGGACAACUUGUGCAUGACGGAAAUGCUAAUUGCGAGCGUUUUAGCGAGGCGAUCGUCGAAUAAACGACGCGCAAACGCUUCGCGUGCGAAGCCCGGUAGCGGCAGAUGGGAUGUAACGCGCCGGGAUUACGCCGGGACACCCACUCUCGCGUAAUCGCGUUACGCAAUCGUUAUGUUUACGUAAUAGAAAAAUGCGUAGCAUAAUUGCGACAUAUAUAUAUAUAUAUAUAUAGGAUGUGUGCGCGCGUGUGCGUGUUACGUGUCGCCAGCAAGUUUGCGAGUUUGGAAAAUCAAUAGCCGGUGGUGCAAUUAAGAAAUCGCACGCGCGGUGCUCCGCGAAGAUUGAUCUCCCUCCGUGUUAGUUCCUGAUUAAUCGUCGGCGGAAUCCACCUGUCGCGACUUGGCUUAGCAACAUCCGUAGAUUCUCAGAUCCACGCGCCAAGCUGUGUGUGUGUGCGCGCAUACAGGGUGUCACGCGUCCGUUACAUCAUUGCUUGACGUUGAUCGAUCCUCUUUGAGCCAUUGAAAAUCGACGAGAGAGUAUUUCCAAUUCCCGAACAAUCGAACGAUUCGCGGAAAAAGACGAACUGUUCCUAGAAGUUCCUAGUCGGAGAAAGAAAGAAAGAAAGAAAGCGAGAGGAUCGCAUACCGAGAGUACGCCCUGUAUGAGAUGCACCGCGCUGCAGCACCCAACGCUGCUGGAACACGUGACGGAAACGUCGUCGUCAUACAACGUAUACGUGUGGGAGUGCGUGUCGUGCCAUUUCUAGUUUUUUUUGUUUUCUCACGCGCAAGAGCACUAGCGCGAGCGUGGCGCGCAGGCCGCGGUAGUCGUCGUUGAUGUGUCCCCGAGUGCACGCUGUCCGCGAAAACCGUCGCCGCUGGUCGGGAAGGAAGCACGACCGCACGGCAUAACCUCAAAAGCCCGAGAGUCGAGGUGGAGGAGCGUGAAGCUUGCCGCGAGCGGGAGCGCGGAGGAGGAGAGUCGAUUCUCUCGACUCUUGUUUGCGUUUUCACGCGCGACGCAGUGUGUCGAUGGACGAAACUGCGCGAUCGCGCCGCUUGAUUUGACGCGACGGUGACGUGACGUGACGCGACGAGCGCACACGGCGGCGGCGACGGACGCGGCGAUCGAUGCAAUUAAGGGGGAAUUAUUUAUCGGGCUUAUAGGCGAUCUAACCUACUCAGUGUUCCGUCGCACUAAAAACCCAUCCGAUGCACCGCUGCUCCGAUCCGGACACGGCACGGGAAUUAAAUAUGAAUCGGGACGCGCCGGGUGCACCGGGUGACGCGUGAGGGCACGUAUAUACGCGCCACGUACUUGGAGCACGCGUGACUCCCGGCGACGGCGACCAUGGAGGUCGCGGCGACGAAGCUGGUGCAGUGGUUCAACGAGGUCAGAUCUCGGGUGCAUCUCUAUCUGCACGCGCAGACCCGCAGGAAGUGGAAGAGAAAGAAAGAGAGAGAAAGGGAGAAAGAAGUUGGUCCGAUAAGGGCAGAGAAUGGUGGCUCGCAGGGGGACGAUCAACCACCCACGCAACACAAUGUCGGCGAAGAGAGGGUGAUCUUUGUCAAUGCCCCUCAUCAGCCCGCGAAAUACAAAAACAACCACAUUACCACGGCAAAGUAUUCAUGCCUGACGUUCGUACCUCUGUUCCUAUUCGAGCAAUUCCGUCGUUAUAGCAAUUGCUUCUUCCUGUUCAUCGCACUUAUGCAGCAAAUCCCAGACGUGUCUCCGACAGGACGCUGGACAACGUUGGUCCCGCUGAUCUUCAUCCUUAGUGUGUCCGCCUUGAAAGAGAUAAUCGAGGACGUCAAGCGGCACCGAGCGGACGACGAGAUAAAUAUGCGGGAGGUGGAAGUGCUGAGAGACGGGCGCUGGCAGUGGAUACAAUGGCGCGCCGUAGCCGUCGGCGAUGUCGUUAAGGUUCACAACAACACUUUCUUCCCUGCUGACCUGAUCCUUCUGUCGUCCUCGGAGCCGCAGGGUAUGUCCUUCAUAGAAACCGCGAAUCUGGAUGGCGAGACGAAUCUGAAGAUCCGACAGGCCCAUACCGACACUGCCAAUCUUCUGGAUACCGCGGAAUUAAUGAAUUUUCGCGCGAACGUCCAGUGCGAGCCGCCUAAUAGGCAUCUCUAUGAGUUCCGUGGAGUCCUGCGGGAGACCAAUAAGCAGAGCGUAGCUUUAGGACCCGAUCAGCUGUUGCUCCGUGGCGCGAUGCUGCGGAACACGCGAUGGGUGUUCGGCGUAGUGAUAUACACGGGACACGACACGAAGCUCAUGCAGAAUAAUACCGCGACAGCGCCGCUCAAGCGGUCCACCCUCGAUCGGUUGAUCAACACGCAGAUAUUGAUGCUAUUUUUCAUACUUCUUCUGUUGUGCAUUCUCUCCGCGAUAUUCAACGUCGUAUGGACGAACGCGAAUAAAGACGGCCUCUGGUACCUGGGUCUGCAAGAGCAAAUGACCAAGAACUUCGCUUUCAACCUCCUAACGUUCAUCAUUCUCUUCAACAACCUGAUACCGAUAUCGCUGCAAGUGACGCUCGAGGUAGUGAGGUUCGUUCAAGCGACGUUUAUCAACAUGGACAUCGAGAUGUAUCACGCGGAGUCGGACACCCCGGCGAUGGCUCGUACGAGUAACCUCAACGAGGAGCUCGGUAUGGUGAAUUACAUAUUCACCGACAAGACCGGCACCCUCACGAGGAACGUCAUGGAAUUUAAGCGGUGCUCCGUCGGCGGGAGAUUGUACGAUUUGCCAAAUCCUUCAAACGGUCUCGAGGGCACAAGCGAUAGUAGUAGUUGCGAAUUAAUCCAGGACAUUGUCGAAGGGAGGGCUGCGCGAGACUCGCCGACUCCCAUCGACAGGAAGAAGGCGGAACACGCGGCUGUGCUUCACGAAUUUAUGGUCAUGUUGUCCGUCUGCCAUACCGUCAUCCCUGAGAAACUAGACGACUCGAUAAUUUAUCACGCCGCGUCUCCGGACGAGAGAGCGCUGGUGGACGGGGCGCGUAAGUUUAAUUACGUGUUCGACACACGGACGCCCACUUACGUGGAAAUCGUGGCUCUGGGCGAGACACUACGGUACGAAAUACUGAACGUAAUAGAAUUCACGUCGGUCAGGAAGCGGAUGUCGGUGGUCGUGCGAACGCCCGACGGAAAAAUUAAGGUUCUCUGUAAAGGGGCGGACUCUGUGAUCUACGAAAGAUUGACACCAACCCCCGUAGAAACUAGCGAUCUUGACCAAGAACACGUAGACGAUUUUCGCGAGACCACUUUAGAGCACUUGGAAAUGUUCGCCAGCGACGGGCUGCGGACACUCUGUUUCGCCGCCGCGGAAAUACCGGAGAACGUUUAUCAGUGGUGGCGCGAGUCGUACCAUAAAGCGUCGAUUAGUAUAAGGAAUCGCGACAGCAUGCUCGAGCAGGCCGCGAAUCUUAUUGAGACGAAACUCACGUUACUAGGGGCAACCGCGAUCGAGGAUCAACUGCAAGACCAGGUUCCGGAAACAAUUCAGGCUCUUCUGCAGGCUGACAUUAACGUUUGGGUGUUGACGGGAGAUAAGCAGGAGACCGCCAUAAAUAUCGGUUACUCGUGUAAAUUGAUAACGCACGGCAUGCCCCUUUACGUUAUCAACGAAUCUUCGCUAGACAAAACGAGGGAAGUCAUUAUUCAGCGCUGCCUUGAUUUCGGGAUCGACUUAAAAUGCCAAAACGACGUAGCGUUAAUUAUAGACGGCAGUACACUGGACUUCGCUCUGUCCUGUGACAUUAGGAUGGAUUUUCUGGAAUUGUGCUCAGCCUGCAAGGUGGUCAUCUGUUGCAGGGUGUCACCGAUCCAAAAAGCCGAGGUGGUCGAUUUAAUUACAAGUAACAAGAAAGCCGUAACUCUCGCGAUCGGGGACGGUGCGAACGACGUGGCCAUGAUACAGAAGGCCCACAUCGGCGUCGGUAUCUCCGGCGUGGAGGGUCUUCAAGCAGCCUGUGCCUCUGAUUACUCCAUCGCGCAGUUCCGUUUCCUGAAACGCCUGUUAUUCGUUCACGGUUCCUGGAACUACAGUAGAAUGUGCAAGUUAAUAUUAUACUCGUUUUACAAGAAUAUUUGUCUCUACGUUAUCGAACUGUGGUUCGCCAUUUAUUCCGGCUGGUCCGGGCAGAUCCUGUUCGAAAGGUGGUCCAUUGGAUUGUACAACGUCGUCUUUACCGCCGCGCCUCCAUUAGCCAUGGGUCUCUUUGACAAGGUGUGUUCCGCCGAGACUCACUUGGCCCAUCCCGGCCUGUACGCGACGAAGAACAACGGCGAAUCGUUCUUCAACAUUAAGGUAUUUUGGAUAUGGAUCGCGAACGCCCUGAUUCACUCGUCGCUGCUCUACUGGCUACCGUUGAUGGCCCUCAAGCAGGACGUGGUUUGGGCGAACGGCAGGGACGGCGGUUACCUUCUACUAGGAAAUUUCGUCUACACCUAUGUUGUAGUAACGGUGUGCGCGAAGGCGGGUUUAAUAAUAAAUUCGUGGACGUGGGUCACCCACUUAGCGACAUGGGGAUCCAUUAUACUCUGGUUCUUAUUUAUUUUUAUAUAUAGCAAUUUUUGGCCCGUCUUGAACGUCGGCGCCGUGAUGUUAGGCAAUGACAAGAUGUUAUUUUCUUCGCCCGUUUUCUGGUUGGGACUUAUAUUAAUACCGACGGCAGUAUUGCUCCUGGAUGUUACAGUAAAAGCGGUGAAGAACACGGUUUGGAAAUCGGUGACGGAAGCGGCCCGCGAGAACGAGAUCAGGAAGACGGAUCCUGGUGCCAUAUUCAACAACCAGGAUUACAGAAGCUCAUUGACGGAGACGGCGAGGCUGCUGAAAAACGUUAAAAGUGUUUUCACCAGGCGCUCUAACGCCGCCUCCAGAGUCAAUGUCGAGGUGGAGCUAUCACAUGGUUUCGCGUUCUCCCAAGAGGAGGGUGGCUCGGUGACGCAGACGGACGUGAUCAGGGCGUACGACACGAAUCUUCCGAAACCCGGUGGCAUGUGAUUUAGACGGGACAAGCAUCGUACGGCUAGAUGAUGUCGGCUGCUCUUUCAAGCGGUCUAAGGAACAGACGAAGGCUCUUUGCGACUCGGCUGCAGUUCUACUCGAGUGACGACACGAGGGGAUCGUCGUCAGCUCGGUCGGUGUCCGAGACGGAAUUUGAGGUCGACGAUGGGUUCGGAAACAUCUCCAGGAGACUCGAUAGCAAGAAUCAACCCUUAAUCAGUCGCGCCUCGCUAAAUUAGUAAUCAAUACUAAAUUAAUAAUCUUACGUACCGUUCUCCAAAUUAAGUUUCGAAGAUAAUAUAAGUAACGUUAAACUGAGCUAAUGUUAUUGUCAAAUUCACAAAGAUAUUUAUUGUUGAUUGCUAAGAGAGGCAAAUUACAUGUUCUCUGUGUUGCAUUUAGAUAGACAUGAGCCCACGCGACCGAUUAAGGGUCCCAACGCUCGAUCGAAGGAUCUGCCCCUCCUGGAUCGCCGCGAUCGAUCCGUAGAAAGAGAACUCUGAUAUUAGCACGAACAAUUAUUUUGAUACUCCGUGGAAUUUUACUCUACCGUAGGAAUACUACGUUCUUGCGUGGUCUCGAGUAUAGCGUACUCGCGCAGGCUCGCCGCGCGGCAUUCUCUGCGGACGCAUUUCUUCAUUGUCAGUGUCAAAGUCGCGUGUGCUGAGUCCCGUUACUGUGCAAAAACAAAACCGCCGCUCGGCUUCUUCCGUCGUGAUCGAGAGCCGCGAAUCGCGCAAGUCGUAAUAAUCGCGAUCUUGAGUGUUAACGCAUACGUACGCAUACUACACAUUCAUACAUACAUCAUAAACAUACAUACAUACAUGCAUGCAUGUUUGUUCUGUACGUGAAGAGACGAUUCGCCGUGCGAGAUAAUCAUCCAGGUCCGCAUUCGUGCGGGCUCCUCUCUGGAAUUUUGUGAGUACCUCUAUAUUACAAAAAAAAUAUAUAUAUAUAUGAUAUAUAUUAUUAUAUACAUAUACAGAUCUCUAAAUUUGUACGUUUCCAAAAUUAAGGAAAGCUUCUUCGCGAUCGCGCGACACGGUCGAUGGAGGAUUACGUUCGAUUUCGUGCCAGAAAAAGACUGUUCCCUCUCCCCCUUCUUGUUCUAUGUACAUACGUUGCGUUAAUCUUUACUCUUUUUCGUGUUUUUUUUUUUAAUGGAUGACAUAGAUAUAUAUAUAUAUAUAUAUACAUAUUUCAUUACUGUACAUACACGAAACCGCGUUGUUAUCUAGUCAGAAACUGAAUAACCGAUCGUUUCAGUUCAGAGAUUCACUCUUCCGCCCGUCAUGGUACACUCUUUUUUAAGUUUAUGACUGACGAAUUUUAAUAGAAA